Spea bombifrons (plains spadefoot toad) is the source of this 2898-nucleotide messenger RNA. RefSeq names its product EPS8 like 1 (gene EPS8L1). The record is from RefSeq and is a predicted model, not a curated record. Gene Ontology annotation, cellular component: vesicle; plasma membrane; ruffle membrane. Gene Ontology annotation, molecular function: actin binding. Gene Ontology annotation, biological process: Rho protein signal transduction; regulation of Rho protein signal transduction; positive regulation of ruffle assembly. Lineage: Eukaryota; Metazoa; Chordata; Amphibia; Anura; Pelobatidae. The transcript has 22 exons. Bases 196 to 2457 code for a protein of 753 amino acids.
AUGGGAGAAAUACCGUGGCCGUGGCUGCACCUGUCACACUGCUAGCUGGGGACGUGAGUAAGGAGCAGGCAGGGAGCCGUCCUGGGACUUUAACACAAGGAAUUUCUACCGCCAGCUCGGGGAUUUUGGAUUAACCGCCUGGGACCUGGUUGCCUUAACUUAAAGGGAGAAGAGAGAGAAGAAAGAGGCGGCAAAAUGAGCUCAUCACCUCGAGUGAAUGGGGUGUCCAAGCCGAACGCUAAAUCUAUAUAUGAACAGAGGAAGAAGUAUUCAAAUAUCAUCAUGGCUGAUGUUAGCCAGUACCAAGUUAAUCACUUGGUGACGUUCACGAUCAAUGAGGACGACGACGUUCACACAGUGGAAGAUGCCAUCCGAAAACUUAAUGCCAUGGAUGCCAAGGGCAAAGUCUGGGUGCAGGAGAUGAUCGUGCAAAUAAACACUUCUGCUGUCAAGCUUCUCGACAUAGAGAACAAGGAGGAAUUGGAAAUGUUUCCACUCUCUGCUGUCCAGCGAUGUGACGCAGUCCUGCCGGAAAGGAGAACCCGCAGCCUGUUGUUGUUGGUUUGCCAGGACAAAUACCAGCCCAACGCCGAUGUUCAUUUCUUCCAGUGCGAUGACGUAGGGGCAGAGUUAAUCAAGGAAGAUAUUACUAGCGCUGUGUCUGAUUUUAGAACAGGCAACAAUUCAAAAAGACCUGAAGCAUUGAGGAAUAACCAGGAGAAAAUAAAUCAGCAGAGCAACGGUGAGGCCUCUCCUGUCCCCGUGCAAGGACAGUGGAAGAAGCCGGUGACCCAGUACGUGACUCCUGCUGAAAUUCUGGAGAGGGAUGCACUCCGAAGACCGACUUCAAAGACAAACAGCCCGUCUCUGAACCCCAAAGUCAUUAUCAAUCCCACCCCUCAGAUCCAGCAGUCAGUGGACCCACAACAGGAUCUGUUAUAUAGCCAAAUACAGCGUUCCCAGAAAGUCAGCCGAAAUUCUGGAAGCCCACAGAUGCAGCAGAAACAGAUGAACAACUCUGCUCAACAGACAGUUGUCGACGGAGAACCUCUAGAUCCAAUGACCAUCAAAGCUGGGCGCGAGGUGGAUCUGCUGAACCACUGCUUUGAUGAUAUUGAGUUCUUCAUGGGAAACCUUCAGAAAUCUGCCGAGGCUUUUAAAGUCCUGAACCAAAGAAAAAAAUCCAGAAGGAACAAGAAAAAAGAAGCCGGAGAGGGGCUUCUGACACUUCGGGCAAAGCCCCCCUCGCUGGAUGAGUACGAGGAUGCUGUGCAGAAGUUCAAAUACAGCUUUUGUCUGCUGGCAAGACUUAAAUACAACAUUAUGAACCCAAGUUCAACUGAACUCGUUCACUUCUUGUUUGGUCCACUUAAAACGCUGGUGGACAGUUCAGGAGGUGUGGAGAUGGCGGCAGCAGUAAAAAGUCCUAUGUUAACAAAAGAGGCUGUUGUGCUAUUGAGUGAAUGUUUGGAUGACAACGAGAUGGAACUAUGGACGUCCCUGGGCCCCAAUUGGACAAAGCCAAGGCUGGAGUUACCGCGUGACUAUUCAGAGGCCUACACACCCACCUUCAGGAGCGGCUGGGUACCCACCAACAGUGAUGGCAAACCUUGGAAUGAUCCCAUAGAACUGCAGCACCGUCACGAAGAACUGAGGUCUCAGCAAUCAGCUCCUCAGAUUCUUCAGCCAACUCCUCCUCCUGCUCUAAACGGGCACCAGGAAACAGACCGCAAACUUGUGAGCUGUACCUACGAUUUUGUUGCGAGGAACAGUAAUGAGCUAUCAGUGUUACAAGGAGAGGUUCUAGAGGUCAUAGAUGACUCCAAGAAGUGGUGGAAGGUGCAGAAUCGCUUCGGACAAAUCGGAUACGUCCCCUUUAACAUCCUUGCUCCUGCCACCGAAGCGGACAUCAUCAAAGCCAAACAGAAUGGCUCCCAACCUUCGAGCCCGAUGAAGAAAUCACAACCCCCACCUACUCCCCCAAAGAAACCAUUGAGUGUGAGCAACCGUGGUCAGUGGGACACAACGGAUGGUCUGAACCAAGAACAGAAUUCUACUCAAGAAAAGAGAAUGAGCAACAUGAAUGAGGAACUCCUUAUCAGACUUGCAAAUGGCCGCACUGCACCACAAAGACCCCUCAGCAUUCAGAAGAUGUCCGACACCUCCAUCCCCCUGACAGAUGAGUCCAGUCCUUCAGAGGUUACGGCAUGGCUGCAGGCCAAAGGCUUCAGCACGCUCACCGUUCGAUCGCUGGGCAUAUUGAAUGGAGCGCAGCUCUUCAGCCUCAAAAAGGAGGAGUUUAAGGAAGUGAGUCCUGAAGAAGGAGCCAGAGUAUACAGCCAAGUGAUGGUGCAGAAAUCCCUUCUUGAGGACUCUAAAAAAACUACAGAACUCGAGGCCGUGAUGGAGAGACAGAAGAAAAAGGUGGACAGUGAAAUAGAAAGGGUCAGCCGCUGAGGAUACGGAACGAUUCAUCUGGUCCCUUGAACUUUUAAUAGACUGUAUUUAACUCACUCCAAAGAAUAAAUAUAUUUUAUAUAAAUAAGAAUAUAUAUAUAUAAAUAUGUACUUAAUUAAAACAUAAGCCAGAUCCAAUCACUUCCACUGGAGACCCAUUAUCUGAAGCGCGAGGACGUUGGAUGUUGGGCGUUUUCAAGAUGAUCUAAACAUUGACUUGGCAACUGAAGGCUAAUUGCAAAUCAUUCAUGAAAUAUGGCUCGCCCCAGGACUACGCGCUCAAGAUUCCCUAUCGCCGGGUGUCCUCCUCUCCUCCGCUCAGCAUGAUGGGAUGGCUUGGUUGCAAUUACAGUGUUUUAUGGGCUUAUGGCAAAUCAAAAAAAUCCAUACUCGUUGUAGCCUCCGGCAUUAAUGAAAUGUAUUUCUUGAUGUUUUGCCGCU